Messenger RNA from Teleopsis dalmanni, 698 nucleotides. RefSeq lists its product as uncharacterized. Bases 65 to 691 code for a protein of 208 amino acids. The record is from RefSeq and is a predicted model, not a curated record. Gene Ontology annotation, cellular component: membrane. The transcript is spliced from 5 exons. Lineage: Eukaryota; Metazoa; Arthropoda; Insecta; Diptera; Diopsidae.
CUAAAAUUACAAGAAUUAUAUUCAAAUAUUUUAAAUUGAAUACUCAUUUGGUGUUGCCAUCAAAAUGGAGAUUUCAACACGCCGUUUGAAACUUCUUGCCAUCUUGGGAUACUUUUUAACAGGUAUUACAGGAGGGGUUAUUAUAUAUGGUAGUGAAAAGAUGAUAGUAGCAACUAAAACGCCUAUACUUAUUUUUAUGGUGUGGUCUGGUCUUGUCCUAGUUAUUGUAAGUCUAAUUGGAAUAUAUGGCGUGAUAAAGAUCAACUUUGGCUAUACGGUUUUGUCAAGUUUCGCCCUGGUUGUGGUUUCAAUUACACUAAUCAAUCACCUUAUGUAUGCAAUUAUAAAAGAUCGAAGUGAGGUUGAAUCGGAUAGAAAAGUACUGAAGCUUUGGAACAGACAUAUGUUAAUGGGAAGAGCUAUGCAUAAAAUUCAAGAUAGACUGGACUGUUGCGGCAUAUAUGGAUUUCAAGAUUAUAUCCUUAAUGACAAGCAAGUACCAGUUUCUUGUGUUUCAGAAGAACUGGUUUCAUACAUUUAUAAGCAACUAGGCUGCAAGGAAGCUUCAUUACGCGAAUAUUUGUUCUCUCGAAAUUUUAUUAUAUUCAGUGAAUUUACUUCGUUACUGCUAAAUAUGAUUACGGCCGUGGCUGGUUUCAAAUUAUGUUCUCGCAUAGACAGGGGUAUAUGAUAUUCAU